Oryzias latipes (Japanese medaka) is the source of this 5650-nucleotide messenger RNA. RefSeq names its product leiomodin 2 (cardiac) b (gene lmod2b). The record is from RefSeq and is a predicted model, not a curated record. NCBI's taxonomy places the organism in Eukaryota, Metazoa, Chordata, Actinopteri, Beloniformes, Adrianichthyidae. Gene Ontology annotation, molecular function: tropomyosin binding. Gene Ontology annotation, cellular component: myofibril; striated muscle thin filament; cytoskeleton. Gene Ontology annotation, biological process: pointed-end actin filament capping; actin filament organization; myofibril assembly.
CCCCUCUGAUCCCUCUCUUAAGGCUUAAACAGCAGCUGCAGAGAUUAGAGGGGAGAGGACCCACGCACUGACCGUCUCCCAUAAAUUCAGCAGCUGAGACAAAUUGAAUUCAGAUUUGAGUGAUUUCUUAUCAGCAAAAACCCAUCUUUGGCAUGGAGCUCUUCAACUGAAGCCAGAGCCUUUGAGGGGCACUUUUUUAGGAACCCCUCAGUGGAUUGAACCUUUCUUCGGUUUCUCAGAAGAUUCCGCUUUGUUGUGGAAUCUACUCUUAAUUAAGAUUUUCCAUUUUCAAGGAUCUGGCCUGUGCUUAUCAGGACUGGGGCAUGAGUUAUUUUGGAUAUCGUCGAGAGUUGAGUAAGUAUGAAGACGUGGAUGAGGAUGAGCUCUUGGCUUCCCUCAGCCCGGAAGAGCUGGCUGAGUUGGAGAAGGAGCUGGUGGACAUUGACCCGGACGCCAACGUGCCAAUAGGACUCCGUCAGAGAGACCAGACCGACAAAACCCCAACAGGCACCUUCAGCAGGGAGGCACUCAUGAAAUACUGGGAAAACGAAACCCGGAGACUGUUGGAGGAUGAGAUCGAGGGAGGAAGCCCCAAACUGGAUGAAGGACAGGAAAGAGAGUUUGUGACUCAAGGUAGCAGUGAAGAAGAGGAUGAAAAAGAUAAGAAUGAGAAAGAGCAGAAAAAAAGCAUUGAAUCAAAUGAAGAUGAAGAGGAAGGCUGUGAUGAGGAGGAAGACGAGGAUAUUGAGGAGGAAGAGGAACCUGUAACAGAAGAUGACGAGGAAGAGGAGGAGGAGGAGGAGCAAGUUAAGUCUGAACCCAUGAAGCAUUCAGAGUUGGGGAGAGCACUGGUCAUCAAACCCCCGCCUGUCAAGCCUGCAGUGGUGGAGUCAGCCUCGCCCACCCCCCCUGGUGACCCGAACACGAGUAGAAACCCAACCGUGGUGGACGACGUCCUUCAGAGAGCCCUCAACAACGACGCAGAGCUCACAGAGAUCAACCUCAACAACAUUGACGACAUCUCACAGGAAACUCUCAUCAGAUUCACUGAAGCUCUGAGGUCCAACACAAACGUUCGAGUCUUCAGCCUUGCAAACACUCGAGCCGAUGACCCCGUGGCUCUGGCCGUAGCUAAGAUGCUCAAGGAGAACUCGUCCAUCACCAGCCUGAACAUAGAGUCCAACUAUGUGACUGGGAAAGGCGUAAUGGCGUUGGUUCAAGCGCUUCCAGCGAACAACACCUUAACGGAGCUACGCUUUCACAACCAGAGGCACAUGUGUGGAGGGCAGGUGGAGAUGGAGAUGGUGAAGAUCCUGAGGGAAAACUGCACCCUGAUUAAACUGGGUUACCAGUUUAACCUGCCUGGUCCCAGAAUGAGCAUGACAGGGAUCCUCACCAGGAACCAGGACCGGCAGAGGCAGAAGAGGAUGCAGGAGCAGCGUCAACAGCAGCAGGACCAGCAGAGGAUCCAAAAUGCAGCAGUUAACCCUCGAACCUCAGCAUUGAGAGAAACACCAAGUUCAUCGCCUCACGGCUCACCCAGAGGCUCCCCUUGGUCUUCGCCCAAACUGCCCCAAAGCAAACAGGUAUCAAAGCAGACUCCCCCUGCACCACCCCCUCCUCCUCCUCCACCUCCCCUGCCUCCCCCUGCACCUAAGCAGGAGGUGAAGAAGAAAAAGCCCACGAGGAUGAUUGCUGAGGUCAUCCGGGCGCACGAGGCGGGCAGCACCAAGGCGACCAAGCCAAAAGGGAAGAAAGGCAAGAAAGGGCGCGAAAAAGAGGAGACGAGUAGCAUCCUGAAGGAGCUGAAGAACGCCCUGCGGCCCGUGUCAGCCGACAGGAAGGAGGGGGAGAGCAGCAGGCCAUCCACGCCAAUGAGGUCGGCUCACGACCAACUGAUGGAGUCCAUCCGGACCAGCAGCAUUCGCAGCCUGAGACGGGUGGAAAUUCCACAUCAUUUGAAGUAACAGAAAUCAAAGAGGUCAACUUUGCAAUGACGAUGAUGAUGAUGAUGGAACGACCAAGAGUUAUGAAAAAUGAGAAGUUGGGGAUUUUAUUCUUAAAAAAAGGAAAGUAAUAGGAGACAAACUGGAAUUUGCACUGUGAUGUUUGCUUUUUUUAAUGCUAUGAUUUCUUCAAAACUCUUUAUACACCAUAGAAAAUUGAGUGUUUUUGUAUUUUUUAAGUUCUUGUUGUUUUUUUUCUUGUUUACUGAAUCUUGUCUUUGCAAAACUAUCUUGUUUGCUUGUAAAUAUAAUUUUCUGGUGGAUGAAUUAUGUGGUCAUUUCUAAAUAUAGUUAUUUGCUGCUGACAUUAGUUUCUCUGCCAGACGACAAGGACCGCUUCCCUUUUUUUAGGGAAGUUAAAUUGACUGGACUGAUGACAAUGGUCAAACUGUAAACUUUUGUUUUUCUCCCUGUGAUAAGCAAUACAUCCUUAAAAAGAAGAAAAUAUUCAAACAUACUUUUUUACAGGAAUAAAAAACAAACAAAAAAAAAACAAUUCAGAUGCACUCAGAUAAAUGAAAAACAGCUCUGCCAAGCGGAUUCAUUUAAGGAUUCUUUUAAUUUUUGAAGGAUAUAUUUGAUGAUCGGAGUAACGGUGUGGGAAGGACAAGAACAAAAGGAAAGAGGAAAGAAAGAUGAGGAGACUGACAGAUGCCUGUAAACCAUCCAAAGCCCGGUCUUGGUGACAUUGGUAUGUCUUGGAAGGACUUAUUCAUCUUCUAUAUUUGCAGUGCAGUUGUUCCAAGACAAGUCCUGCUCUCAAAAAAAGAGGACACUAGAAAAGAUUUGAAAAUUGCAAAACUCUAAACAGUUUAUUAAAGUAAGCCUUUAGUUUUCUAAGUAUUUCCUGCAGCCAACAUAUGCCAAAAAGGUUAAAGGUAAAAAUCCUAGUUAAAUCUCAUUUGAAACUAUCAUAUAAUUCACAAAAUCCUUAGCGAAGCCGCUUCAAAACACAGAAGGAAAUUAUGGGUGAUGUGUUCAAGAUUCCUUUAAAAGAAAUUAGGAUUUCAAGCGGUAACUUGCUCGAGAAAAAUAUUAAAGUCUCACUCUGGUUAUCUUUUGAUCUAUUUUAAAAGCAUUCCCAUUGUUUUUUUUUUUCAUUAUGAGUAUGUCAUUUUUAGCCAAAGUCAAAAGAAUAUGUUUUAUAGAUUGCAAGACGAUGUGUUCAGGAUCACCCAGAAAGUGUUAGGAUUUCAAGCUUUAAAUUUGACGAAAAAUAUUCAGCAAAUUGCAUUUGUAGUAACUUCUCCCAUGUUCUGCACAUUAAUAUUUCAUCCAAACCACAGUGGAAGUCAGAGUAGAACUGUGUCAUUUUGUUUUCCACACAAAAAUAAAAGUAAAGACAUCCAGGCCUCAAGUGGUAACUUUUUAGAGGGCAGUUGAAAGUGCCACGUCUGCUUUUAAUCCCUUUCAUGACUCUGAUACUGGGUCAGCUGACAAGGACAUUAGCUAAAAUUAAACAUCCUCAAGUCUCGGCCAUCACACAUGCAUUUGUUUUUUGCACCGGUUGAGAUGUUUGAUCACUUUUACAAAAAGAUUUUCCCAUUUGGGUCAAAGAUAUUUAUUUUCAUUUCUGAAAAGCAGUCAGAUUGGCUACAAGCUGAGUAUUUUUGUAGCUGGAUGGCUUUUCUAGAUAAAGUGGUUGCUGUAAAUGUAAUAAUCCUCUGUUUAGCUGUUUACAGCCUGACUGUCCUAAUGUGCCCUCAGGUAAUGAGGCUGCAUUCAGCACAUUAUUCAGGUGAGAGCUAAAACAUCAGCAUUUUUAUAGGCAUUAAAGCAUUGUAGUACUGUGUCCUAAAAAAAAAGAGAAUUAUCUGCGUUCCAACAAGCUCUGCUCACAAAAAAAUAAAAAAAAAACAUCCAAAAAGUGUGUAACCAGGUUAGCGACAUAAUUUAGCCAGAUUUUAUUUAGGGACAAAAUGUUUUUUUAUACAAAUUAUUGCCAAUUGUUUCUGUCAACAAACCAAAACAGUUCUGUGUGCUAACUGGAAAAUUAUCCUGAGGAAAAGUUUGAAUAUGUCUUCAACUUCUAAGUAUUAAAGAAAACUUUACUGUAUUUUUUUAAAGGUACUUGGCAAAUAUAUGCAAAUCUUAUUUGGAUGUUAAUCUAAAAGAUUUUCUAACUUUAAUGUCUACUAUGGAUUUAAACCUCAGCCUAAGAUCCCUUUGCAAAACGUAGUCUAUUUAAGUGAGGCAUUAUACUUAAAGUUUACUUAUUAUAUUUUAUCGGCACUAUUUGAUAAUUGCAAAAAUCUGAAACCUUAUUUUUUGUCUUUCAAGUUAUUUGACCAGAUUUUAAGUUGUUUUUACUAAUCUUUCCAGGCUUUUCUCAAAAAUCAACACAGUGCAGAUGUUUUGUCCAAUCAAGAGCUAGGAUCUAAAAAUAUGAAAAACUUGAUUCCAGACUCAAAACAACUCAAAAAAGGAUGUCUUUUUUUGUUCUAAAAGGAGUCAUUUCAUUUCCCUGUAAUCAUAGUGACCUAAACUCAAAAAAUACAAAACAUUAGAUUAGAAAUAAAAGAAAGAUACUUAUUUUUGGUCUAAAUAACAUUGAAUUUGGAGUAGUUUUAUUUAACAGUUACCUUUUUUUAAAAAUUACUUUUCCUUUUGUAAAUGCUUGUCUAGAACUUCUUGCUUUUUGAAAUCUUAUAAAAUUUCUUGCUGCUGCAUGGACAGAUAAUUUGACUAUUUUCUAGUGAUUUUCUUUUUAAGAUUAAUGCUCUUUUCAGGCUACCUCUUUUUGCAGUGUAAACUUAAAAUGAUUCAAUUUAUUCUAAAGAAGUAAUCAGUUGGUUCAUGUCCAUGAUCUGUAGUAUACUUGCUACAUUUAUACCUACUUAAUAAAAUAAACCUCAAGCAUACUACUUAUUGCUAAGAGGAGAUAGCUAAAAAAAAAAAAAAGUCUUGCCAUAUUGCGAUAUUUAUUUUUUUGCUGCACUGAUAUUGAAAGUCAGUCAUAAUUUGUUUUAGUUCCAUGAUUCACAUUGAUGGUUUGAGCGUAAAGUUUGUCCAAGAAUUUCACCUGGAGAGCAAACAAAUGUGCAAAAUGAAUACCUUGUUUUGAAGUUUUCUCUAUCAUCGAUAAAUAAAUUACAUCAAAAAUGACUUUACAAUCUGUAAAUAAGGGUCUAAAUGCACACGUUUAAAGGAAAACUGUUCUUUGUAACAUGCCUGCUUUAGUCACUGUGGUUGUACAGGAACUGCUGGGGUUAAAUUUGUCAGAUUGGCCUCUGAGAAGCUGCAGAGGUGUAACUCAAGUUAAAAUACAAGUGAUUUGGAAUUUUAAAACUGUAAAAAAAAUACAUUACAUCAAAUAGAAAUCCUUAAUGCACUUUAAGUGUGAAUGAUAUUGAUCCUUAAAGACUUUUGAACCAUUUUUUCCCCUUGAAAGCAUUACCAAUGCUUAAUCCAAGGAUUUUUUAUUUAAAAUAAAUGCAUCUAAUUUAAAAGUCAGCAAAAUAAAGCCAAAUACCUGCCGUUGUGCGCUGUGACUGGAUUUGGAUCAUGUUAUGGACCCAUUAGAAGCAUCAAGUGUGUAAAACUAAAAUGUCUUUAUUCCUUAAGCUUUACAUGAUAAAUGAGCUGGUUACAACAAACAGGCAUUUAUUAAUACUUCAAAAAAAAAAAAAAAAAAGAAAAGAAAA